Morone saxatilis (striped sea-bass) is the source of this 2692-nucleotide messenger RNA. RefSeq names its product ribophorin II (gene rpn2). The record is from RefSeq and is a predicted model, not a curated record. Gene Ontology annotation, biological process: protein N-linked glycosylation. The transcript has 18 exons. Gene Ontology annotation, cellular component: oligosaccharyltransferase complex; membrane. Lineage: Eukaryota; Metazoa; Chordata; Actinopteri; Moronidae. Bases 72 to 2006 code for a protein of 644 amino acids.
GAUGACAGCUCGCUCUCUGAGACACCGGAAGCUUUCGUCGGUUUUGGUGACGCUGCAUUAGACUGCAAGACAUGGACCGGUCUAGGCUGCUCGGGUUGUUCCUCCUCCUCAGCCUGGCUCCUGCUGGAGCUCAGGCGCUCACACCGGCGCACUACCUCUCCCUGUCUGAUGUGGGCCGACUACAGAACCUCCUGAGCCAACAGUUCACCGACCUGGAGUCCGCAUACUACUCUGUUGUUGGUCUGACCAAGCUUGGAGCCACUGUUCCCGACCACAAGGGAGUCUGCCAGUUCCUUAAAUCUCAGCUUGACCCAACCAGUAUAGACUCUCUCUUCUUUGCUGCUGAGACCAGUAGGGCCAUUUCAGGAUGUGAGAUCCCCGUGUCCAAUGAAACCCGGGACAUCCUCCUGGCUGCAGUUAGUGAAGAUUCCACCAUGAGUCAGAUCCACCGCGCCGUCAGCGCACUCAGCUCUCUGGGGCUUCCUCUGGCUUCCCAGGAAGUUGUUGGUGCCCUGACGGGUCGCAUCAACAAGGAGGACAACGUCAUGGCAAUCACCUUAGCUCUGCAAACAGCAGCCCGCCUGUCCCAGCAGGCAGACCUUGGAGGGAUCCUGGAGGAAAUUGAGGAUCUGACAGCUCGUUUGGAUGAUCUUGGUGGCAUCUACCUCCAGUUUGAAGAGGGGCUUGAGGCGACCGCCGUGUUUGUCACCGCUGCUUACUCCCUGUCAGAUCAUGUGGACAUGGAGCCUCCUCUGAAGGAGGACCAGGUCAUCCAGCUGGUGAACUCUAUCUUCAGCAAGAAAUCCUGGGACUCUCUGGCCGAAGCCUUCAGCGUUGCAAGUGCCGCCGCCGCUCUCUCCAACAACCGUUUCCACGUGCCGGUCAUUGUCAGCGCUCAGGGCCCAGCCACAGUGUCCCACAGCCAGCCAACCCUGCAGCUCCUCGUUACUGACGUCAUGUCUCAGCCUCUGACUUCAGCCAACGUGCUGGUGGAGUCUGCGUACGCUGUGGCCUCCAAGAGCGUCAUACUCAGCCUAGCACCUUUCACACUCAACGAUGGGGUCUUUGAACUGAACUUCAUGUCCAAUCAGCCAGCCAGUGGAUAUUACCAGUUUACCGUUGCAGUGACCGGAGAUACCCGGCUGGUUGCCAAUCAUGUUGAGCUCAAAGUGAAGGUGUCCACUGAAGUGGCUGUCACUAACAUGGACCUCUCUGUGGUGGAUAAGGACCAGAGCAUCGGCACAAAGACCAGCAGGGUUGACUAUCCCUCCAAAUCCAAGAGCCCGUUCACAGCAGACAGCCACCAGAACUUUGCUAUGUCCUUCCAGCUGGUUGACAUCAACACUGGAGUGGAGCUCACACCUCACCAGACUUUUGUCCGGCUGCACAAUCAGAAAACUGGCCAAGAGGUUGUGUUUGUGGCUGAACCCGACAGCAAGAAUCUGUACAAGUUUGAGUUGGACACAGCAGAGCGGAAAUCCGAGUUUGACUCCAUCUCUGGUACCUAUUCCCUCUACCUCAUCGUUGGGGACGCUACCCUGGAGAAUCCCAUCCUGUGGAAUGUGGCGGAUGUUAUUCUGAAGUUUGUGGAUGAGGAGGCCCCUGCUACCAUUCAGCCCAAGACUCUCUAUGUACCCAAACCAGAGAUCCAGCACUUAUUCAGGGAACCAGAGAAGAAGCCUCCCACGGUGGUCUCCAAUACCUUCACUGCACUCAUCCUGUCCCCAUUCCUGCUGCUGCUCAUCCUGUGGUUUAAGCUCGGAGCCAACAUCUCCAACUUCAGCUUCUCUCCCAGCACCAUUCUGUUCCACGUAGGACACGCAGCCUUGCUGGGCCUGAUGUACGUCUACUGGACCCACCUGAACAUGUUCCAGACUCUGAAGUACCUGGCGAUUAUCGGCGGUGUAACCUUCCUCGCCGGGAACCGCAUGCUGGCCCAGAAAGCAGUGAAGAGGAUUGCCGCAGAGCAAAGUAGUAGGUUGGCAAAGUAUAGGAGCCUACGAUAGAGCCCCCCCAUUUGUAACAAAUGAGUCGGUCGUGCAUCCAGGCUGAAAAUUGAGAAAAAAUAAGAGAGAGAAAAUUAAAAGAAGACACUGAUGAAGCUCAUUUUUUGUUUCCAAGGAGUCAUUCAACGAUGCAUCAAAUCGGACUUUAAACACGGCGUGGCAGUUCAAGAAUCCAAUCAACAGUUUAAACAUGCAGUUUGUCUGUGUUGCCAAAACGGAAGAAAUUGAGAUAUCGCAGCGCCUCCCGAGGACAAACGCUCACUGACAGAUACCCUGCACUGUAAAGCUACUGAUCAUUGCACUUCAUCUUCCUGUGAGAUUUGUUUUCUUAUUGUCCAACAUGCCAGUGUUUUCUAAGUGAGCUGGGAUUUUUAUUUGAGGUUUCUUUUUGGUUGAUCUGUGUGUUUUUUUUGUACAUUCCUCUCUGUUGUUGCUCAGUGCCCAUUUCACCUCGUAACAGAAGCUGUCGCCAUGUCUCAGCUGGUAAAACACCGUUGGCAGCAGCACUGUCACUGUGCCAGUGUGUUUGCCUGUUUGGUGCAUCAGAUGUGUAGGAGGAGCGGUAGUCUCCUAUUUGAUACAGCGUCAGCGUCCCCCCGAAAAAAAGGUUAAUAAUAAAAUAUGGGCAAUUUUGAGGAUAUGAGGUUUUUGUAAUGAAGAAGAGGAAAUAAAGAAUUUGAGGUGAA